Penicillium robsamsonii is the source of this 3138-nucleotide messenger RNA. Its product is annotated as bifunctional cytochrome P450/NADPH--P450 reductase. The transcript has 5 exons. Gene Ontology annotation, cellular component: cytosol. Lineage: Eukaryota; Fungi; Ascomycota; Eurotiomycetes; Eurotiales; Aspergillaceae. The record is from RefSeq and is a predicted model, not a curated record. Gene Ontology annotation, molecular function: aromatase activity; flavin adenine dinucleotide binding; iron ion binding. Bases 1 to 3138 code for a protein of 1045 amino acids.
AUGAAAGACAGGGAGUGCAUUCCCGGACCCAAACCUCUGCCGGUAGUGGGAAAUCUGUUCGACAUCGACCUUGAAAAUGUCCUCCAGUCCAUUAUGAAAAUGGCCGACGAGUUUGGGCCCCUCUUCCAAAUCAGAAUCAACGGCCAGAAUCAGAUAUUUGCCAACAGUCAAGCACUGGUCGAUGAGCUCUGUGACGAAACCCGUUUUCACAAGGCCGUUGUCGGUGGAAUUGAGAAGUUACGAAUGCUGGCCAACGACGGCCUCUUCACGGCUUACCACGGAGAGCGCGGCUGGGGCAUUGCCCAUCGGAUUCUGGUGCCUGCCUUUGGCCCGUUACGUAUCCGGGACAUGUUCGAGGAUAUGAGCGAUGUCGCGCAACAGUUGGCCCGCCAGGGAAGUUCGACCAGUAUCAAUAUCACCGAUGACUUUACACGCCUCACAUUGGACACCAUCGCGCUCUGCACGAUGGGCUUCCGGCUAAAUAGCUUUUACAGUAGUGAGACUAUGCAUCCGUUCGUAACUUCGAUGUUGUACGUGCUGAAGGAAGCCGACCUACAGUCCAACCUUCCUACGAUCGCAAACUCCAUGCGUGUCAAGGCGCAGCGGCGCACGUCCAAGAACAUCGAGGGAAUGAGGAGCAUGGCCCGUGAUAUCAUCAAAGAGCGAAGAGAUAAACCAGGGUUGGUCGACGACCUCCUAAACACGCUGCUGAACGGGCGCGACCCAGUCACCGGCGAAGGCAUGAGCGAUGACUUGAUUAUCAGCAACAUCAUCACCUUUCUGAUCGCGGGCCAUGAGACCACCUCCGGCCUGCUCUCCUUCACAUUCUACUAUCUGCUAAAACACCCACACAUCCUUGAUCGGGCCCGGAACGAAGUUGAUGAGGUUGCCGGCACAGACCCGAUCACGGUAAACCAUCUCGCGAAGCUUCCCUACAUCGACGCUAUCAUGAAGGAGAGUCUGCGUCUGAUGCCUACCGCCCCGGGUUUCUCCGUCACCCCCAAGAAGACGGAGCUGCUGGGAGGGAAAUGGACGGUCAAUCCGACAGAGUCCAUCAACGUGCUGCUGCCUACCUGUCUGCGAGACCAGACCAUCUUUGGGCCCGACGCGGGCGAGUUCCGCCCGGAGCGCAUGCUGGAAGAUAACUUCUCCAAGCUCCCAGCCAACUCGUGGAAGCCCUUUGGCAAUGGUCAACGCGGCUGCAUUGGGAGGGCCUUUGCCUGGCAGGAAGCCCAACUGGUGGUUGCCUCAGUACUUCAAACGUUUGACUUGGUGGCAGAUGACCCGUCUUAUGAACUGCAAAUCAAAGAGACUCUUACUAUCAAGCCAGAUGGCUUCCGAGUCAGAGCCACAUUGCGCCACGGCCAGAGUGCUACGGGGCUAUCCCGGCGCAGUAUGUCGGAUAGCGCUGCUGCGAGCCUGGCGUCAUCAACUCGUCUUGCCGGGAACAGGAACGACCGGGAGGCGGCGGCAGGGGAGCCCGUUUCCUUGUUCUACGGCUCCAACAGCGGAACAUGCAAAGCUCUCGCCCACCGGUUGGCCUCAACCAUGAUGGUCCGUGGCUUUACCAACCAGAAGCUCGCCCCACUUGACAGUGCCGUCGACAACCUGCGGACAGAUCAGCCGGUGGUUAUCGUAACCACCAGUUACGACGGGCAGCCCACGGACGAUGCAAAGAGGUUUGUCGCCUGGCUCGAAAGCGACAAUGUUCCCUCUCUUCAAGGCGUCUCCUACGCAGUCUUCGGUUGCGGCCACCAAGACUGGGCCAAAACAUUCUAUCGCAUCCCGAUCUUGAUCGACAACCUGAUGCACAAGGCCGGAGCCAAACGUCUCGCGACGCGGGGCGCAGCCAACGCCGCUGUCAGCGAUCUUUUCUCAGAUCUUGAAGCGUGGCAAGAAACCAGCCUGCUGCCCGCCCUCCGAAAGAAUUUCCUUCCGUCUAGCAGAAGCGACGUCAAGCCAUUUGACUCAACCCAGCUCCAAAUCUACCUCAGCAAGCCCACAAGGGUGGGUUUGCACCAGAACCUCGCCGAGGCCAAAGUAACUGCCGUUCGGAUCCUAACCAUCCCCGGGACACCGGAGAAGCGACACCUAGAAUUCCGCAUCCCGGGCGAAACCACUCUGCGCUCUGGCGAUCAUCUCAAUGUCCUUCCGGUCAAUCCGCCCAGCACGGUCUCCAGAGUCCUGGCUCGAUUCGAUCUCGCACCGGAUCACAGAAUCACGAUCAACUCGUUCAACGUGCUCGGUCUGCCCCAUGCCACGCCCGUAUCAGCAGGUGAGCUGUUCAGCUCGUAUGUAGAGUUGUCCCAACUGGCAACACGGAAUAAUCUCAAAGCACUCGCCUCGUCCGCACGUUCAGACGGGGACAAGCAAGAGCUGCUCCGUCUCCAAGAUUCCUACGAUUCACUCAUCAGGGAUAAGCGGGUCUCGGUCCUCGAUCUCCUCGAACGGUUUCCCGCCAUCCCACUCCCUAUAGCCGCAUUUAUCCCUAUGCUCCCCCCUCUGCGCGUCCGCACAUACUCGCUUUCCACGGCCCCCUCCUUCAAGCCCAUGCAUGGUUCGCUCACCUUCUCUGUCGUCAACGAGCCAGCAUGGAACGGCGACGGCCGGUAUCUGGGUGUUGGAUCAAACUAUCUCGCCUCGCUCACAUUAGGGUCCAUUCUCUACAUAUCUCCACGACCAGCUAAAGACGAUUUCCAUCUCCCAGUGGACCAAUCCAGCAAACCAAUCAUCAUGGCCUGCGCGGGAAGCGGCCUUGCCCCCUUCCGCAGCUUUAUUCAAGAGCGCAUGGUCUGGCUGAAACAGGGUAAACCACUCGCAAGGGCGCUGUUGUUUUUCGGCUGUCGCGAUCCAGAUAUAGAUGAUCUUUAUUACGAGGAAUUAUCCGAGUUUGAAUGCGCGGGCGUGGUAGAGGUCCGGAAGGCGUACAGUCAAGUCCCCGACCACUACCUGGCCAAGGGAUGUCGAUAUGUGCAACACCGCUUGGAGGCGGAAACUGAGGAUAUUCAGCACCUGUGGGCUCGGGAUGCGACAGUCUAUGUCUGCGGGUCGGGGAGUCUGGUCAAGGGGGUCAAGGCUGUGUUGGAGAAUAUGCUGGGGACAUUGCCUGAGGAGCGAUAUGUUACGGAGGCUUUCUAG